Molecule: messenger RNA, 5512 nt
Organism: Nerophis ophidion (straightnose pipefish)
Lineage: Eukaryota; Metazoa; Chordata; Actinopteri; Syngnathiformes; Syngnathidae
Product: KIAA2013 ortholog
Exons: 6
Coding region: 308-2125 (605 amino acids)
Source: RefSeq, a predicted model, not a curated record
UUGCGACAGUUGCAAAAAGCGGAAGUGUCAGCGGCGACUAGCAGCAGUUUGAGAAGAAUGAUCAAUGUGACGCAUCCGCACCUUCUUUCUCCGGUACGGCUACGUCAGCAGCUAACGUAGCCCAGUCUGCUACCUCUCUGCUCUGCGAGGGUGGACACGUAUGUGAGGUAUGAGGUGACAGUAUGUGACGUGUGUAAGAAUGUGCGCCUGCUUGUCUGUGGAGAAGGAGAGACAAGAAAGAGUGAGAAGAGCCUGAAGUGUACUGCCCGCAGCUAAAAGCAACUGCGUGAGAAGUGGUAUUCCAACAAUGUGGCUCCAGCAGCGACUCAAGGGGCUCCCCGGCUUGCUCUCGAGCAGCUGGGCUCGAAGAAUGAUCCUGGGACUGCUCAUCUUCCUCAUCUUCUACUGGUACCUGGGUGCCGAGCGCAAGUGGCGCUUCUUUAGCGGCUCGGCCAUGCCCGGCGGGGCGGCGGGACUGUGUCUGGAGGCGGAGAUCCACAGGUGGAAGUCCCUUGUGGAACGCGGGGAGGGUUUGUACAGCACAUCCCAGGAACAAGUGGACACACCUUUUGUAACGGGCAACGGCCACAUUCUUGUUGACACUGACUUCAACAAACUGUGGGUGGCGUCCUCCUCACAGCCCGGGUCAGCCCCGGUCCACCAGGUGGAUUAUUCCCCCAUUGCGAGCGUUCAUCUGGAGGGCCAGCAGGCUGAAGCACGGGCAACCAUGAUGUGGUUCCGGAAAGGAUCCGUGCUAUCGGUCCGCUGUGCCGCACGGGGGGCCGCGCAGUCCUCCCGGGGCUGCGUCACCAUCAGAGAGGAGUUUAUCGCCCACAGGAGCCGACACAACGUCUAUCUUCAGAGAGUCCACAUCAACAACCCCACUGACAAGCCGGCCACCUUCGAGGUGUCCUCCAAAACCACGGACUUUGACAGAAAGUUCUCCACCAGCGUGGACAAAGUGGAGAACAAGGAGAUCGUCCUGGCGUCAGGGCGAGUUUCCCUGGAGAAGAACCGCAUGGUGCUGGUGGUGGUGGUCACCAAGAAGCUCAGCGGCAGGAUCCAGGUCUUUCCUAACUCCGAGUACACGGACAACAUCGUGUCUGUGGUGAGGACUUCGCAGCCCAUCGAGCCUUCAAAGCUGGACGAGACCUUCGUGAGCCUAAGGGAUGAAGCCAAAAAAGAGCUAGGAGAGCUCCUGAGGGCAAACGUGGACGACCUGGUCAUAGACCACCAACAGGCCUGGAUGGACCUCUUCAUUUCCGGCGUGGAGAUGAGGAAGAUCACGGACUCGCACACGCCGUCGAGCCGCACGGUGAACGCCACGCUGUACUACAUGCUGUCGUCCUGGGCGGCUCCCUUGCUGGAGCGGCGGCUGGGCAGCGAGGAGCGCGGCGCCCUGGAGUCCAGCCUCAACUACGCCGACCACUGCUUCAGCGGCCACGCCACCAUGCACGCCGAGAACCUGUGGCCCGAGCGGGUGAGCAGCGCCGCCCAGAUCCUGCAGCUGGUCACGCUCUGGACCCUGACGCUGCAGAAGCGCGGCUGCAAGGCGCUGGUGGCGGCCGGCGCCCACGGGGCCAUGCAGGGCAUGGCGCUCAGCUUCGGGGGGCUGCAGUUCACGGAGCACCACCUGCAGUUCCAGGCCGACCCGGACGUGCUCCACAACAGCUACGCCCUGAGGGGGAUCCGCUACAACCGGGACCUCAUCAACCUGGCGGUCCUGCUGGACGGCGAGGGCAAGCCCUUCCUCCACGUGUCCGUCAAGCCGCAGGAGAAGCCCGUCAAGCUGUACGCCUGCGAGGCCGGCUGCCUCAACGAGCCCGUGGAGCUCACCUCGGAGGUCAAGGGUCACACCUUCCCCGUCAUGGUCACGCAGCCCAUCACCCCGCUGCUCUACAUCUCCCCGGACCUGCGCCACCUGCAGGACCUGCGCCACACGCUGCACCUGAAGGCCAUCCUGGCCCACGAGGAGCACAUGGCCAACAGGUACCCGGGCCUGCCCUUCCUCUUCUGGUUCAGCGUGGCCUCGCUCAUCACGCUCUUCCACCUCUUCCUCUUCAAGCUCAUUUACAACGAGUACUGCGGCCCCGGCGCCAAGCCCCUCUUCCGCAGCAAGGUAUGACGGGACCUGGACAGGCAGGCGGGCAAAAUACUGCAAACUGAUUUUUUUUUUUAAUUGUGUGUGUGUGUGUGUGUGUGUGUGUGUGCGUGUGUGUGUGUGUGUGUGUGUUAGUGUGUGUGUGUGGUGGCGGCACAGAUCUCUCUCUUCCCAUCACAACAUCCUUUACUCAAUGUUGUCCCUCAACAAUACUAAACUACAAGUUACAAUCAGUAUUUCAGCACACUAAAUCAGGGGGGUUCAAACUAUCUAGUGGUCAACGUGAGUCAUUCAGGUCAAUGACCUUUAAAUUAUGAUCUGCACAGGAUUAACUUAUAUGAACCAAUGCAAACAACCUUCCCAAGUCAAGGUGCUAAAAAAUAAAAAUGUCAACGGACAUGGUCACACACACAUAACACCGAACUUUGGGGAUGUUAAUAUCCAGGCACCAUAAACAAUUCUAAAUGACACCCAUUUCAAUCCAUUACAAAGCAUGAUGGGAAAAUGCAAAACUCCCCACACUUAUCCAUGUUUGGUGCGUUUUAGCUGCUUGAUGCUUCUGAUUGAUUACAAAACUUUAAGAAGGGUCAAACUUUCACAUACGCCUGAUAUCCAAUUAUAUUACUAUUAAUUAUAUAUAUUUUAUAUUAAUAACACACACACAUGUAUAUGCAUAUAUAUAUGUGUGUGUGUAUAUUAUAUAUAAUAUAUAUAUAUAUAUAUAUAUAUGUCAGCUAGUGUGUGUGUGUAUGUAUAUAUAUAGAUAUAUGAAUAUAUAUAUGUGUUUGUAUAUAUAUAUAUAUAUAUAAAAAUAUGUGUGUGUGUGUGUAUAUAUAUGUAUAUGUAUAAAUAAUAAUAAAUGAACACACCUGAAUGUAUGUAAUAAUAUCAUUUUUGAGCCCACCCCUAAGUCAAAAGUUUGGACACCCCUGCUCUAAGUGAUGUUGACUUGAAAGGAAACAAAAAAAAGGUUAAAGUUUCUCUAACAGACAUGUUUCAUUUCAAUCUUCUAUGACCAACAAUUUGAGUUUUUGACUUUUAAGCUGUGAGACUAAAGUACAUUCAAGACCUUUUCUAGAGGAAUUUUGCCUAUCAUUCACAAUCAUUUAAGACAACAAAUGUUUUUUUAAUGCAUUCUAAAUCAUAAAAGUCGACACGUACGAGGUGGCUAACAAUGUAGCCAAUGCAAGUACUCUUCUGCCCAUAAAUACACCAACAGUACUUCAUUUACAUGUUGUGACCUGAAUAUUAACCGAGUAUAUAUUGUUACUACUUGUGCUAACACCGAGGAACUACUUUUAGCGGCGUCGUGAUCACAGAGCCCUUGACCUGCUCAAGUCCUCUGAGUUGGUGAAAGUUAAUUCUAGAUGAUAAAUCAUGCCUCUCACCUGGAUAGCAGAAGGUUGUGGACAUAAACCGACAAGGUGGUUCACUUUGACAUCCAACUUAGACCCGGAGAUGGCGAGAAAGGCACAAAAAGACGCUUGUUUGCGGCACUGUUUUUUUUAACGCUUUGUAAGAAUUAUGAUUAAAUCUUCAUCCAAACAGGAAGAUAUAAACAUCCCAUCAGUCUUUAUCCCAGGGAUAGCAGACAUUGUACAGUAAGUGAUUGCAUUAUUAUACUGCUACUUGAUGAUUAGUGUUUGACUAAAGCUGCAUCUGCUUAGCACACAACUUCUAAAACUUGUAGGUCAUCCUCCUCAUUUUCAGGUUCAAAAACAUAAGGUUCUGGAUGUUCAUUUUUCCUAGAGUAGUUUUUGUUGUCUCAUCAAGUCUGCAUGAUUAGUCAUCUUGUUGUUGAAGGGAAAGUGAACGUUGUGCGUCUGUGAAAGGAUUAUGUAUGCUUUUAGUCAGCAGUUCUUUACCUUUUGGACCUCAGGGCCCAACUUUUCCAACACACAGGGGCCCACUCAAAUUUUAGCACCAAAUUAGUAAUCUCACUCUUUAUUCAUAUUCUAUAAUUAUAUCUUCCUGUAAAUGACUAAGAGUUUAACAGGAUAAACCUUGUCAAAAGAUAUGAAAGGAUGUGUUUAUCACAAAGAUUAAUAUCAAGACUUAGGUCAGGCUGAUUACAAAAAAAAAAUGGUGAUAAAUAUACAGCAUAAGAAGGCACGCCAAAAAACUGAUGAGUAAUAUUCUUACAUUUGAUAUAUUUUUUUAAUGUACAUACAAUUGCACAGUGCUAAAGUAAAUAUAUCAUCCAUCCAUUUUACUACCGCUUGUCCCACUUUCUAACUUGAUUACAAAUAAAUAACAUAUGGUUCUUAAAUGAACUGUUAAUAAAAUGAACAAAUGACAAGACAGCUUCACUACUUUAGUCAUCAUUUUUGCACUUCAACUUCUGUUUGAUUGACAUUGGCAUUACUGCCACAAGUGGUGGAAAGAUGUAUUACAAGUGAGUACUACUGCUACUACGAGACAUGUAUACUUCCACUAUAAAGUCAUGUAUAGGCCACUCCAAACUUCUGGAUUUACAACAAAUACAAAGGUGACUUCCUGUCCUCCAUCAGCAUUGUGAAUGAGAGGCAAACUUCUGGAUUUACAACAAAUAAAAAGGUGACUUCCUGUCCUCCAUCAACAUUGUGAAUGAGAGGCAAACUUCUGUAUUUACAACAAAUAAAAGGUGACUUCCUGUCCUCCAUCAACAUUGUGAAUGAGAGGCAAACUUCUGUAUUUACAACAAAUAAAAGGUGACUUCCUGUCCUCCAUCAACAUUGUGAAUGAGAGGCAAACUUCUGUAUUUACAACAAAUAAAAAGGUGACUUCCUGUCCUCCAUCAACAUUGUGAAUGAGAGGCAAACUUCUCCUUCAGUGCCGCUGGGAACAAGAAGUGUGUUCAAUACAUUCAAACAUUUGUGCUUUUCAGCAACUUACUCUUUGAUGACUAAUCAACCUCUGAAUGCUAUUACUGCACAGUGAAGGUGUACACACAGGUGUGUAUGUCUACAUGCAGGUGUGUACUUGUACAUGCAGGUGUGUACUUCUACACGCAGGUGUGUACUUCUACACGCAGGUGUGUACUUCUACACGCAGGUGUGUACUUCUACACGCAGGUGUGUACUUCUACACGCAGGUGUGUACUUCUACACGCAGGUGUGUACUUGUACAUGCAGGUGUGUACUUGUACAUGCAUGUGUGUACUUGUACAUGCAGGUGUGUACUUGUACAUGCAGGUGUGUACUUGUACAUGCAGGUGUGUACUUGUACACGCAGGUGUGUACUUGUACACGCAGGUGUGUACUUGUACACGCAGGUGUGUACUUGUACAUGCAGGUGUGUACUUGUACAUGCAGGUGUGUAGUUGAUCCUGACACAAGGCGCUGAGCACUUUGCCAGACGUCUCUUGGUUGAUUUCUUCCGUGUGUGUUGAUGUUUUGUAAUGAUUCACUCGAUUAAAUUAACAAGAAAUCA